Messenger RNA from Ascochyta rabiei, 738 nucleotides. RefSeq lists its product as uncharacterized. Gene Ontology annotation, cellular component: cell wall. The transcript has a single exon. The coding region runs from base 1 to 738 and encodes 245 amino acids. The record is from RefSeq and is a predicted model, not a curated record. Lineage: Eukaryota; Fungi; Ascomycota; Dothideomycetes; Pleosporales; Didymellaceae.
AUGAUUAUUGCGGCCGUUGCCUUGCAAUUGGCAACAACCAAUGCUUUCCCAACACCUAUGGGUAGCAGUCCAAGCGACAACACCGACCUGAUCGCCCAACUCUUGACCACACCUACGCAGAUCAAGCGGUACCGCAAGUUGCUGACCGACUCGACGGGCAACAAGCUUCUUGACAACGACCGCCUAACCAACGCCACGAUUUGGGAUUUCUUGCAGAACAGCAACGCGGUCCCUGGUGGCCAAGGGGGCUCCACAAGCAGCGCGAACCUCGAGACGUUCCCCUUCCUGAUCAAUAGCGGCGUCACCAUGACCAUGGGAACGCUUGGUCCAUGCGGCAUCUUUCUCCCACACAUACACCCGCGCGCGAAUGAGUUCUUUGUCGUCAGCGAGGGCGAGGUCGACUUCGGCACACUGCUCGAGCUUGGACUAUUCGAGAACCUUACGCCGAACCCUGAGGUGGGGGGCAAAUUGGGGAAGAACAUGGGCACACUGUUUCCCAUGGGUAGCGUGCAUUACCAGUUGAAUAAUAGCCCGGGUUGCAAGCCUGCGACUAUCUAUACAGUGCUCACUAGUGAGGAUGCCGGAAGUACGCCUGUUCUGAUGGAUCCGGUACCAGGGAAUGCGACGGUUGGAAGGGUCAAGAGAGUUGAUGCUGGGAAUUUUGAGAGUGUGAGGGCUGUUACUCCUUCGCAUAUUGCGCGGAUUGUGGAUGAGUGUCUUGCCCGUUGUUACGAUUGA